AUGGCUUUGAGUUCCCGGGCGCACGCUUUCUCCGUGGACGUUUUAAUGGGCAACGCCAAUCCUACCAAGCGCAAGCUGAAGGAUCUGGAAGAGGAUCUCUCCUCCGAGACCCGGACGGAAAAAGCGGCUUUUCGGAGAAGCCAAGCGCCCGAAAAGAAAACCAAAGGAGAAAUAACGCUGUCUCUUUGCGAGGAAGCCAGAGAAGAAACUGGGGAGAUCCAAGUGGACUUACAAGGCUCAGAGCUGUGGAAGAGAUUUCAUGAAAUUGGCACCGAAAUGAUCAUCACCAAAGCUGGCAGGAGAAUGUUUCCUUCGGUCAGAGUUAAAGUAAAAGGUCUGGAUCCAGUGAAACAAUAUUAUAUUGCUAUAGACGUGGUCCCAGUGGACUCGAAAAGAUACAGGUAUGUCUAUCACAGCUCCCAGUGGAUGGUGGCUGGAAACACGGACCAUUCGUGCAUCACACCCCGGCUUUAUAUGCACCCGGAUUCCCCCUGUUCAGGAGAGACGUGGAUGAGGCAGAUCAUCAGCUUCGAUCGGGUGAAGCUAACCAACAAUGAGAUGGACGACAAAGGGCAUAUAAUUUUGCAAUCGAUGCACAAAUACAAGCCCAGAGUCCACAUUAUCAUCCAGGAUUCCCGGUUUGAUCUCUCCCAGACCCCAUCUUUGCCUGCAGCUGGUGUUCAGACUUUCUCUUUCAAAGAAACCGAAUUUACGACGGUCACCGCCUAUCAGAACCAGCAGGCUUCUGCUCCAAUAGCUUUUCCAAUGGCCUUGUUCCAUGGGGAUGCAAGUCUAAUUUCCAACUUAUCAUGUUGCAGAGGAGUUUUGGAUGGACUUUUGGAAUCCUAUCCGUGGAGACCAUCUCUGACCUUAGAUUUUAAGCAUUUUGGGACAGAGCGACCAAGUGGAAGUUCCAGCUCGUCUCCUGCAACGCCCUCUGGGGGAACCCCAUCACCUCUCAGCUCUCUCCUUUCUUCUGCGGGUUCUCCUCCCACCUUUCACCUCUCCGCAACCAAUCUUGGCAUGCCCUGCCCAGAUUCUUACCUGCACCACCUUGGUCUACCCAUCUGCUACAAGAUUUGCCCUACCAACCUUUUAAGACAGCCGUCCCUAAUGUUCCCAAGCCAUCAUAAGUUGGGAAGUGCCCCUGGUCCUCACUUUCUGCCCCACUUCAUGGUGGAGGUGCCCACUUUGUCGUCUCUGAGCAUUGGCAAUGUCAGAAGUGGCAAAGCAGAAGAUCUGGAGGGAGUGGUGUCCCAAGGGCCCAGUUCUGCUGGCCAGAUGUUGUAUGGCUUGCAUGCAUCUGGAAAUAUUUUCCCAUCCGCGCCCGUUGCCCGAGAAACUUUAAACUGUGCCUUGCACCCUCCUUAUGGGCUCUACAGUUAUAACUUUUCAAUGCCUUCUAGGUUAAUGAAUUCACUGAGCCACUUCAAAGUGAGCGAUGGCAUGCCGCCUCUGCUCCAGGACAGCAGGUGUAACCAUUCUGCCUGGACAUCCACGGUUAAUCACUGCCUCUAAAAAGACUUCUAACCUCUCCAAAGCAGAGUUAUGUCAAGCCACGAACAAUACCUGGAUCUCAUCCUUCACCAAACACUAAUGGACUGCAAGGUUUGGAACGCUGCAGAACGCAAGGAGAUAGACCAACUGGCUUCCUGACAUUUUCUUCCUGUUUAUUGACAGGGAAACUGUGUACACACCUGAGUGGGUGGGGAAUAGGUUUGGGAAUAAGGAAGAUGACUUUGACAGAGGUUUGCAAGUUCCCUUACCAGGAUGAUGGGAGUGAAACAUAUUUAAGGUCCACAACAGGCAGAUAAUAUUUAGAAGUGGCUCAGACAGACAUCUCUUGAAUUUAGUGGAGAGGAAGUACAACCCAAGACUGUUAUCAACCCUGCUACGCAGACCAGAAUGAGAAAUUAUUUUGGGGAGGGAGGAACCUUAACCAAACUCUAAGCAAGCUGUCUCACUGACUGUCUUGAGAACAUCUGAUAAAGAGAUCAAAAGCACUAUGAACCAAUUAGCAUCAGAGAUGUUCUCCUGUGUGUAGGAAAGAGGGGGGUCACAACUGGUAAUUUAUUUGGUUGCUUUCAUGGGCCUGGCUAAAAAGGAAAGCUGUUCUUUGAAUAUUUGCACUUUGCAGCAGAAUUUAAAUAUCGUGUCAUGAUUGGAAUGUAAUGUGAUCCAAAUGUUCACGAGAUUUUUGUAUCUUUCGUCUGAGAAUUAUUUUGAGAAUAUCACUUAAUCCUCAAGUUGGUUUCAUGGCUCUUUUGAAGAGCUCAUGCUACUCAUUCUUUUCUUCAAUGGUUCCCUGAGUAAAGGACUUCAUUAUCUUAUCUUCUUCCAUAUGAACUGCUUAUUGUCUACUUCAAAGUGUCCUGCAGCAUUGAAUUAUUGUUGUUAUUAUUAUGAAUUACUGCAAGGAGUCAUCUGCGUAUGGUUAGGACCGUUUCUGAAUGUUCUUUCCUCGUGUAUAUAUGAUACAUGAUCUUCUUCUAUA
Molecule: messenger RNA, 2494 nt
Organism: Protobothrops mucrosquamatus (brown spotted pit viper)
Lineage: Eukaryota; Metazoa; Chordata; Lepidosauria; Squamata; Viperidae
Gene: TBX22
Product: T-box 22
Exons: 7
Coding region: 1-1518 (505 amino acids)
Biological process (GO): positive regulation of DNA-templated transcription; cell fate specification; regulation of transcription by RNA polymerase II
Cellular component (GO): nucleus
Molecular function (GO): RNA polymerase II cis-regulatory region sequence-specific DNA binding; DNA-binding transcription factor activity, RNA polymerase II-specific
Source: RefSeq, a predicted model, not a curated record